Brassica rapa (field mustard) is the source of this 1896-nucleotide messenger RNA. Its product is annotated as (+)-neomenthol dehydrogenase. NCBI's taxonomy places the organism in Eukaryota, Viridiplantae, Streptophyta, Magnoliopsida, Brassicales, Brassicaceae. Gene Ontology annotation, cellular component: membrane. The record is from RefSeq and is a predicted model, not a curated record.
UGAAGGUGGUGGUCGAGAGAAACAACGGCGAUUGUAACCGGAGCAAACAAAGGUAUAGGUUUUGAGGUGGUGAAGAAGUUACUGGAGCUUGGACUAACGGUAGUCUUAACCGCCAGAAACGCCAAAAAUGGAAGCCUCGCCGCCGAUUCCCUCCGCCGUGCCGGCUUUCAAAACGUUCAAUUCUACUGCCUCGACGUCUCCGAACCUUCUUCCAUCGCUGCCUUUGUCUCCUGGUUCCGUCACAACUUUGGAGUACUCGACAUUCUGGUGAACAACGCCGCUGUUUCAUUUAACGUCGUCGGUGAUAAUUCAAUCAGAGAGCCAGAGACCAUAAUCAAGACCAAUUUUUACGGUGCCAAGCUUUUAACGGAGGCGCUUCUGCCGUUGUUCCGUCACUCAGUCUCCGCUAGCCGCAUCCUUAACAUUAGUUCAAGGCUUGGCUCAUUAAACAAACUGAGAAACCCUACUGUGAGACAAACCCUAGAAAGUGAAGAGCUUACCAAUGAACAAAUCGAUGCGACAGUGACUCAGUUUCUAGAAGACGUGAGCAACGGGACGUGGGAGAAGCAAGGAUGGCCAGAAAAUUGGUCGGACUACGCAGUCUCCAAGAUGGCUUUGAACGCUUACUCUAGAGUUUUGGCUCGACGUUACAACGGCAAAAAACUAAGUGUUAACUGCUUCUGUCCUGGCUUCACACGCACGUCUAUGACCGGUGGUCAGGGAACUCACACGGCGGAAGAUGUUGCCGCAACCAUCGCCACGUUGGUUUUGCUUCCACCGGAGAAGCUGACCUCCGGCAAGUUUUUUAUGUUUUUAGAGCACAAGAAAAUUAUUUCCAGGUUGUGAUUCUCAUAGUAAAGAUCAUUAUAUGAUUAGUUAUUAACUGAUUACUAUAACAAAGUAAAUAAAAUUCGUAUAAUUAUCUGCGAAUUAAUAUACUAAAUUGUUUUAUAUAUUUGUGCAUGUAGUGAUUAAUAAUUAAAUGUGUAGAAGAAAAAUAGCUUCUUAAACCAGCUUGUAAACAACAAUUCUGUUUUUGAAAAUCAAUAAAAGUAUUUAGUCGAAUAAAUGAAUGUAUGAGGUGGUUUAUUAGAGUUUGAUUUGAUUUGGUUGAUGGCUCUAUAUCAUUUAGCUAAUAUCACAGCAAUUACCUAAAGGGGCUAAGCCCAUAUUGAAUUAAUAUUAGGCCUAAGGCCCAUUAAUGAACUAUAGGCUUUUUUUUUAUUAUACAUUAGGGUUUUUCAGUCUCCUCAGCCGCUUCUAUUUCUUCUAUAUAGUUCACGAAGAUGGUGCCUUUCAGAUUCAUCAUCUUCAAGUUCGAGUUUUAAGUCCUUAGUUUUCUUUUUAAUCUUAUAGGUUUGCUAGGGAUUCUAUAUGGUUUCGAAGUUUCUUUCAUGGUUAGUUAGCGUUUCUAGUUUUGUCUGAAAGGUUUUGUAUAAAGGCUUGUUUCUUAUUUAAAGAAAGCCAAUUUGCAGAGCAAUGACGUCAAAAAUAAAAUGGCGUGAGUUGCCUUGAAGGUUGGCAACAACAAUAAGCGAUUCUCCGUGCCUAUCAAUUUUUUCUUGAUAUUGAUCGUGGCCUCGAACAAGUCGCUACAUUUAAUUAAUUCAACAAUCAUAUUCUUGAUAUGUUUUUUUUUUAAAAGGAAAGCCAAUUUGCAGAGCAAUGACGUCAAAUAUAAAAUGGCGUGAGUUGCCUUGAAGGUUGGCAAUAACAAAUAAGCGAUUCUCCGUGCCUAUCAAGUUUUCUUUAUACUGAUCGUGGCCUCGAACAAGUCGCUACAUUUUUUUUUCAUUCCAGUCCCUAACAUUUAAAAACAGAGUCCUAUUGAAAGAUUGGACAUUUAAAGAUGUAAAAAGAUUGUAACAGACGUGCUAAUAACGGAUAAGAUUGGGA